CUACAGUUUCUUGCUCCACUUCCACAUUGUCACUCUCUAUACAUCUUAGUGAGAGAAAGUUAUUGUAAAAGCUUUCACUUAAAAGUGGGGAAAAAAACACCCCCAAAAAUAAAGAAGGAAAACUCCAAAAAAGGUAAAGAAAUGAGAGAAAACAGAGUACUCUGCUUAUCAAGCUUAGUACUUUUUCUUCUUUUUGUAAAUGGCAUCAAUGGCGAAAACCCAUAUCGAUUUUACGACUGGAAAGUUACUUAUGGCUACAUUUACCCUUUGGGUAUCAAACAACAAGUGAUAAUGAUAAAUGGGCAGUUUCCAGGGCCACAAAUCGACUGUGUAACCAAUGACAACUUAGUUAUCAGUGUUCACAAUUACUUGAAUGAACCUUUCCUUCUUUCAUGGAAUGGUUUACAAAACAGAAGAAACUCAUAUCAAGAUGGGAUGCCAGGAACAACCUGUCCAAUCCCACCAAGAAGGAACUAUACAUAUGUUCUCCAAGCUAAGGAUCAAAUUGGAAGCUUCUUCUACUUCCCUUCCAUUAAUCUUCACAAGGCUUCUGGUGGUUAUGGAGCCAUCCGAAUCUAUAGCCGCCCUCGUAUUCCAGUCCCUUUUCCUCCCCCUGCCGGAGACUUCACCGUUCUUGCAGGUGACUGGUACAAGAAAAGCCAUAGGCAACUGAUGCAUAUGUUAGAAAGGGGACGCAACAUACGUAUGCCUGAUGGUCUUCUGAUCAAUGGUCGUGGAUGGAAUGGUUAUACUUUCACUGUUGAACAAGGGAGAACUUACCGGUUUAGGAUAUCAAACGUGGGGAUUUCGACAUCCAUUAACUUCAGGAUCGCGGGGCACAGACUCAAACUAGUAGAGGUUGAAGGGACACAUACAAUGCAGAGCUCGUACACUUCCCUUGACAUUCACUUAGGGCAGUCUUACUCUGUCCUAGUGACAGCUGAUCAACCCCCUGAUGAUUAUUACGUUGUUGUCUCUUCGCGCUUCACAAAGCCUGUGCUCACCACCACAGCUGUUCUGCAUUAUAGAAACUCUUGGAAGAAGGUCUCUGGCCCUCUCCCUCGUGGCCCCACAACGCAGAUCGGUUGGUCUCUCAACCAGGCCCAUUCUAUCAGGAUGAAUUUGACAGCAAGUGGCCCUAGACCAAACCCACAGGGAUCCUACCAUUACGGUAUGAUCAAAUUACAGCGAACCAUAGUGCUCGCAAACUCUGCUGCAUACAUCAACGGACGACAGAGGUAUGCAAUCAACAGCGUAUCAUAUGUUCAGGCAGACACUCCUUUAAAACUGGCAGACUACUUCAACAUCCCCGGAGUCUACUACUCUAAUAGCAUGCCUAGUUCCCCUUCAUGGCGCCCUGCAUAUCAACAGACCGCAGUGCUUCAGACUGACUACAGGACAUUCAUUGAGAUGGUGUUCCAGAACCAGGAAGACACAGUUCAAUCUUACCACAUUGAUGGUUAUGCUUUCUUUGUCGUUGGAAUGGAUGGUGGGCAAUGGACUCCUAGGAGCAGAGCCAGCUAUAACUUAAGAGAUGCAGUUACUCGCUCCACCGUUCAGGUAUAUCCAAAGGCAUGGACAGCAGUAUACAUGUCAUUGGACAAUGUAGGAAUGUGGAACAUAAGAUCAGAAAAUUGGAUAAGACAGUAUUUGGGACAACAAUUCUAUAUGAGGGUUUACACUAACUCUCAUUCUUGGAGAGAUGAGUAUCCUAUCCCUAAGAACGCCCUCCUUUGUGGUAGGGCUAGAGGCCGUCACACUCGCCCUAUGUAAGCUUAUUCUUAGACCACCAUUCCUUUUCUUUUGUCAAAGUCACGAGAGGGUGACGUAGGUAGUUCAUUAGAUGCGAGAUUAAUGAAAAAGAUUACAAAACCAUUGCUUUACAAGGCAAUGUGAGGUUUUUAGGUUCUGUAAUUAGGAACUACUUUUUCAUGCUUUACUUCCCAGGCCAGCAAGUGUAUUGCAGAAAUGUAAUUUUUAGAAUUAUUGUUCUAGUUGUUUCUUCGGAAAUAAAAAUUGCAUUCAUUGAUCA
Messenger RNA from Beta vulgaris subsp. vulgaris (sugar beet), 2032 nucleotides. RefSeq names its product L-ascorbate oxidase homolog. The record is from RefSeq and is a predicted model, not a curated record. The transcript has 8 exons. Lineage: Eukaryota; Viridiplantae; Streptophyta; Magnoliopsida; Caryophyllales; Amaranthaceae. The coding region runs from base 142 to 1773 and encodes 543 amino acids. Gene Ontology annotation, molecular function: oxidoreductase activity; copper ion binding.